AUGCAACGAAAACGACAACGACGAAAUGUCGUGGUUGACGAUUAUCAUAGUAAUAAAAAACGAAAAUUACAAAAUGAAAUGACAACAAUUAAUACAAAAUUUCGAUCUCGAUUUGAAGAUUUAGCAAAUGAAAUUCUUUAUGAAGUAUUUGAAUAUCUAGAUAUUUAUCAUGUUUAUGAUGGAUUUUUCAAUCUUAACAAACGAUUUCAAAAUUUACUAAUGAAUUCCAAUCUUUCUAUUAAAAUUAAUGUAUCAACAAUGUCAAAAUCAAAUUUCGAACAUUAUUAUAAAGAUAUAAUUUUACCAAAUAAACAUCGAAUAAACUGUCUUCGAUUAUCAAAUCCAUUUACUAUUGAUAUUGUUUUUUCACCACCACGAAUUAUUACCAAAUUUGUUCGUCUUGAAACAUUAAUUUUUCACAACAUUGAUGCAAAAUAUCUUCAUAACAUUCUCAAUCAAUCCAUUCAUUUACCUAAAUUACAUUCAUUAGUACUUACUCUUGCUGAUUGUGUACAAGAUCCAAAUAAACUUUUUUUAAAUAUACUUCGUUUACCUAGAUUAAAAUAUUGCAAAAUUACAUAUCAAACAAAAAAAGUUUCACGAUCAUUGGAGGUUUGUUUUGAUAAUUGUGAAGUCAGUCCUAUUGAACAUCUCGUAAUGAACUGUCGUUUUCCAAUUGAUUCAUUUAAUCGUUUAUUAUGUUAUGUUCCUGAACUUCGUCAUUUAUCAAUUGAUUGUCUUAUUGAAUCUAAUGAUACAGAUAUGAAAUUAUGUCCUAUUUUAUUGAAACAUUUAAAAUAUGUUUCUCUCAAUAUUGAUAAUGUUUUAUUUAAUGAAUUUGAAUUAUUAGUAAAAAAUUAUUUUCAUUCUAUUGAAGUUUUACGUCUUACAACAAGAAUGGAUCAAACAUAUUUAAAUGCAAAUCGAUGGGAAAAAUUAAUCUUAUCUUCGAUGCCAAAUCUACGUAUUUUUGAUUUCCACCAUGAUAAUUCUGUGUUCGAAGAUAGUCCUGUAACAUAUCAUGAUUUAGUUCAUCAAUUUACAUCUCAAUUUUGGAUUGAACGACAAUGGUUUUUUACACAUCAACAUGAUUGGCCAGGAAGAAUUGAAAGUGGAAUAUUUUAUUCAACAAAUCCAUAUCGAAGAAAAGAUUAUACAUUUUAUUGGGAAUUAGACAAACAAAUUUGUCCUCAUCUUCAAGAAAAUAAUUUAAAUUCAGUUAAACGUCUUCUCAUUCGUAAUAAACGAACAACAAGUGAUUUUGUCAAUUAUUUUCCAAAUGCAACUGAAUUGACUAUUUCAUAUUGUUUUGAAAGGUCUGAUGAACCAUUUAUACCAAUUCUUCAUCGUAUAGUUCCAUUAGAACAUCUUACUAAAUUACAUAUUGGUCUUGUUUAUUUUCCUUUUGAACAAAUGGUUGAAUUAAUAAGUUUGACACCUAAUUUACAUACAUUGAAAUUGCAUGUCUUAUCUAUCAAUGAAACUUGUUCAAAAUUAAUUAAACAAACUGAUAUUUUUCGAUAUGUAUUAAAAACAAAUAAAAUAACAAAUUUAGAAUUUAAUUGUCCAACAUUAAAAGACAUUCAAUUUUUAGUUGAUUUAUUUCCUCGAUUAGAAUAUAUUAAAAUUGGGAUGGAUAAUCAAAGAAUGAAAGAAAUUCUACGAUUUUUAUUUACAAAUAUAAGUAAUAAAUUAUCUCAUUUAUUUUUCUUAUGUAUUGAUCGAGUACCUAAAAGAUAUUUACAAGAAUUUGAUAUGUUACUUAAAUCAGAAAAUUUACUUAAUGAUUAUUUUAUCAAACUUAUUAAUCGUCAAUUAUAUUUAUGGUGGUCAAAAUUUUUAUUGUUAUGA
Rotaria sordida is the source of this 1851-nucleotide messenger RNA. The record is from the annotation of a GenBank genome assembly. Lineage: Eukaryota; Metazoa; Rotifera; Eurotatoria; Philodinida; Philodinidae.